This is a messenger RNA of Scaptodrosophila lebanonensis, 1152 nucleotides long. RefSeq lists its product as uncharacterized. The coding region runs from base 1 to 1152 and encodes 383 amino acids. The transcript is spliced from 3 exons. Lineage: Eukaryota; Metazoa; Arthropoda; Insecta; Diptera; Drosophilidae. The record is from RefSeq and is a predicted model, not a curated record.
AUGGACGAUGGUAGUUCAAGGAAAAGAAACUCAGAAAAUGUCAUCAAUCCGUCCAAGCAGUUAUUCGCCUGCCUUGCAGUAAUCGGCUGCAGCCGCUGGGUAUCAGCGCGUCCUGAUGUCAGCUUGGGCUAUCGCUAUAGUGCCGGGUUCAAUAGCGGCAGCAGCGGCGGCGCGUUAUUGACUGCCCCCUUGACAACCACAUCCACCAGCACCUCAUACCAGCCAACAGCCUCAGGAAACACCUACUACAACACCAUCCCAAGCAUUGGCCAAGUGAACGUGGGCUCUGCUGGUUUCGUGCCCAGCACACAGGUCAUUAGCAGCUCUGGCGGCGGCGGCGGCGGCGCCGGAAGCCAAAUCACUCAGAGUUACACAUCAAGCGGCAACAGUGACAGCAUUGGCUUGACCGGCCUGAAAACAGGACCGAACAUUAAUUACGGCGAACAGGAGGCUUAUCUCAGCCACCUGGUUAACUUCCAGCCUGCGGUUGUGAGCAAGCACUUCUACAUCCAUACCGCACCCGAGGAUCACGAUGAGCAGCAAAUUGUGCGUCAUGUGACCAUUGGACGCCCGCAGAAGAACUACCGUGUGGUCUUCAUCAACGCGCCCUCGUCGAGCGCCAGUAAGGCCAAAAUUAUCGCCAAUGUGGCACCGGUCGAGGAUAAGACUGCCAUUUACGUGUUGUCGAAGAAAUCGAAUGCCUUGGAUGUCAGUGCCGAGGUUGUCACACCGGCUCCUGUUAACAACAAACCAGAGGUGUUCUUCAUCAAGUACAAGACUCCACAGGAGGCGCAGCACGCCCAACAGACCAUCCAGGCCCAAUAUGACUCUCUCGGCGGAAGCUCGCAGGUAAGCGAUGAGGGUCUUGUUCCCGUUUCCUCGGUCAUUGGCAGCCUAGGAGACAACGGUGCUUCGGGCGUGAUUGCUGACGGAAAUGGUGGCGUCAACAUUAUCGGCACCGGCGGCAUUCCAGUGAAUGCUGGUGGUAGCGACAGCGGCAGCGGCAGCAGCACCAGCUCCGUUCAAAUCAUCGGUGGCAACACUGGGGGCUAUGAUGCCGCCGGUAGUGGCAUCAGUCAGUUGGGCUACAAGGUUGUCCAGCACACUGGAGAUAACACGCAGGCCACCUAUUUGCCUGUGGCGCAAAAGUAA